UAAAGAGUCUUAUUAUAUAACAAACACAAAGAAGGGAGAAAAGAAAGCAAAGAUGAGUGGUUGUAAAACAGAGUCAGAAACAGAGCAAGAACAGAGUAACACAUCAAUUCUUCUACCAAUAUUCAAGUUCAAUCCUCAAACAACAAUGGUGGAUUAUUCUUAUUCUUCUUCUCCUGAGAGGUCAGGGAUUGUAACUCCACCACUUUGCACCUUAGCCUCAGUACCAUUUGGUUGGGAAGAGGAACCUGGCAAGCCAAGAAUAACUUCUUCUUCUUCUUCUAAUACUAAUGCCAUUGUUACUUUGACCAACUCAAAGUCAAAGUCAAAGUCAAAGUCAUUGCAACUUCCUCCAAGAUUGCAACAACUAGUUCAUGAUGAAGGUGAUGAUGAUGCAACCAAAGUUCACUCACCAAGCAGUGUAUUGGAGGGUCCUUAUUGUAUCUCAAGAAGUAAUACUUGCCACCUUCCUCCAUCUUCUAGGGCUCUAGACAAAGGAAUGAGAAUGAAGGAGAGAGGGUGGUUUGGUUCAUUAAGGGGAAGGAAGGGCUUCAAUGUCAAAAGGGAAGUGAGUAGGGGUAGUUAUGUCUUUUCCUCUAAUUCUACAUCUUCUGCUGAUGAAGAUUAUCAUGGCAAUAAGGUGAGAAGUGUGACAAAGAUGCAACGUUCUAGAAGCAUUUCCCACCUCUUCCAUGCCAAGCCAUGGACAAUGAUAUGUGAGAGCUUCAAGCAAGUGGUUCCAUGGAAGAGUCAAAAGCUCAAGGAAGUUGGCUAUGGUGCCCUUAAUCUCUAGGACUUUUUUACCAGAGCCAGGUCAAAAUCAAUCAUACCUUAUCCAUGAUCCACCUGUUUUUUCAAUAAUUUAAUUUUAAUAUUAUUAUUUUUUUGGUUUCAUCUUUUUCUUCCCUUUAUGAAAUCAAUAUCACUGUGAAACUUUGUACUGAAUCCUGGGAGUGUUAUUUUAUGUAUUAAAAAUUUUAUACUUUAAAUAUUCAAUGUUUAUAAUAUAGUAUAGUUGAUAUUACUUUUAUAUAAUCAUUUAUUUAAUGUUGACAAAAUAAUAUUUACUUGGUCAUAGCUUAAAACACAUGAUACAAGCAUAAUUUGUAUAUAUUUAAAAGAUUCAUAUUUUGAAGCACUUUACACACUAUUUCAGCAAUUAAAUUUGGUCAAGUUCCACAGUAAUUUGAAGCUUUUUCACCCAUUAAUAGUUUCAUAAGUUGCAUUGCAACAAUUAGCUGUGUAAAAUUAGCUACUAGUUUGUGUAUCCAACAAUUCAUUUGUGAAUGAUUCAAAUUCAUAAUGAAUUAGUCCUUAGUCUGAUGAAUCAAACGGCAAGUUCUAUUUGUUCU
Molecule: messenger RNA, 1349 nt
Organism: Arachis stenosperma
Lineage: Eukaryota; Viridiplantae; Streptophyta; Magnoliopsida; Fabales; Fabaceae
Exons: 3
Coding region: 53-790 (245 amino acids)
Source: RefSeq, a predicted model, not a curated record